GAGAUGACUUUCGAGCUACCGAUGAGGACAGUACUCGACCUAUUUAGCUUUCCAUACACAUCCAGCCUAUCAUGACAACAUUCAACACUGGCCGCAUAAUAAAAACACAAUCAUCGUGAAAAAUUAAACAAGGUCCACUGCAGGAAAGGACAAGUUGAUGAUUACCGUGAUCUCGACAUUAUCACUGUGGAUGUAUGCGUUUUUUAAUCAUCGAAGGAAUGAUAUUAUCUCGCAUUUGACAUAUAACACUUUUGGAGUAACCUUGGAACGGAAUUUUAUACUGUAGCUGUUUGGCGUGAAUAAUUAAUUGAUUAUGCCAGCUCAGGGGAAACCCACCCCCGACGGAGGGAGCCGAGACGCCAAAGCUGCUGCGGCGCUCAACACUCAAAGCGUGCAGGACAAUUCGAUGAAAGUAUCUCAAAUAACCGAAUUUGAAUCUCUGUUCACAAUUGAUAAGGAACUUGGCAAGGGUGCCACAUCAGUAGUGCAUAAAUGUUUUGAAAAAGGAACAAAUCGACCGUUUGCAGUCAAGAAAGUAAAGAAAACGCCUGACAUGAAAGUCUUCAACGCAGAAGUCAGUAUACUGCAGAGUAUAAACCAUCCAAACAUAAUCAAGCUAGUAAACCUGUUUGAGGAUGAAUGCAAUGUCUAUCUUCAGUUAGAGUUAGUAACGGGAGGAGAACUUUUUGAAAGGAUUGUUGAGCGAGGGUACUACAGUGAGAGGGAUGCCGCAAAGUGUGUCAGGGAAAUCUGCCAAGCCGUCUCGUAUCUCCAUUCUCAAGCCAUUGUGCACAGAGACCUCAAGCCAGAGAACCUGCUGUACGAGAACAUGAGCGAUGAGUCACCCCUUAAACUGGCUGACUUUGGCCUUUCAAAAAUCAUGGACCAGGAUGUUUUCAUGAAGACCGUGUGUGGAACGCCUGGAUACUGCGCACCAGAGGUUCUACAUGGGAAGGCGUACCACAUGGGAGUGGAUAUGUGGAGUAUAGGAGUAAUUACUUACAUCCUUCUCUGUGGAUUCGAACCAUUCUAUGACGAAAAAGGAGACAAACAUAUCUACAAAAAGAUACUGAAGGCUGACUAUGCCUUCAUCUCACCGUGGUGGGACGAUAUCUCCACCAGCGCCAAGGAUUUCAUCAGAAGACUGCUGGUGACAGAUCCAGAGAAAAGACUAACGGCAAAACAAGCACUACAGCACCCAUGGGUACGGGCAGAGAACAGCGCAGCAAGUACCAAGAACAUACCGUGCGCAACCAUAGAGAACAUCAAGGAAUUCAAUGCCAAGAGAAAAUUGAAGGCUGCAGCCGCAGCGGUAAUUGCCAUGCAACGUCUAGGAGGUAUGGGUGAUAUUUUCUCUCACUUGGCUGCCGGUGCUGCCGCCGCAGGAAGCUCCGACUCCAACACCAUGAAAGGAGCCGUGAUGGCAGCCGCAGCAACAGCCUCAGCAGCGGAAUAGGAGAGUUCAACCUUCUGUGGGAUGGGAGCCCCUUUCCUCGUUUACAGGAUUUCUCUUCUGUAAACUGGGACGAUGGGUCCAGCCAAAUGCACAAGGUUUAUUGGGUUUAAGAAAAGCAUUGUUAAAGUUACAUAUAGGCCUGUAAGUGAAUCUACGUUAAUAAAACAGGCUCAUGUCACAAAUACUGCCCACUGUACAAAACCUGAACUGUAUAGCCAGUUGGUCUAUCUAUUCAGGCUGAACAACAUAAUGGUUGAAUUGAAGAAUGAUCUCGAACCGAUCUGCACGUCCAGGAGGAAAUGGGUCAAAUUGACGAAUAAUCUUGAAGAGAACUAUAUUUGUGGUCUUUUAGUGAUGGAUUCAAAUUCAUUUGCAGGUCCAGUAGGGAUCUGGAGUGAUUUUAAGUGUACCAUUCGUUAUGAACCGUUCCCAUUAUGACCAAAGUUGGUAUGCGAUAGAGUCAGUGUAACAUAAUUUUUUGAUAUAUAAUCAGGAUUCAAACUUUCUCCAUUUUGAGAUGUAAUUUGUACUCAAAUAUAGACUUUAUCUGUAUAAAAUUUUAAGGUUUAGACCCUUUCUCAUAAUCCAUCCAUGAGAAGUUGACUCUUACAAAGCUUACUUAUUUUGAUUAUGAUGGGCUCUCUAUUCCAAAAUAUACCGGUACUACAUCAAUUUCUUGAUGAAAAUUGAGCUCUAGUUAGCAUGCCAUUGUUUAAGUAGCACAUGUCUUAGAAAAACCCCAAACAGAUUAAACCUCAUUUGUGAUAGUAGUAGUUGGAAAUUGCUUUUUAAAAUUCCGUAGAUACUUGUUUAUUAAACUUCGCAAUUUUGAAAUCAUAACUCGUAGUAACAUUCGGAACUGAAAAAUCCCCCCACCAAAUUAAACCUCAUUUGUGAUAGCAGUAGUUGGAAAUUGCUUAUUUAAAUUCUGUAGAUACCUUAUUAACCUUUGCCAUUUUGAAAUCAUAACUUUGUAGUAACAUCUAGAACUGAGCUCUUCAAAUAUGUGCCCGUCCAUUCCAGUUGUAAUGCACAAAUUGGUAUAUGGAAUCUAAUGGACAAAAUAGUCAAACAGACUAAUUUAACAUUCAACUACAUCGCAAUGAAUAUUACAGAGUUAUAUUGAAGAGUUGAAAUGCAUGUGUUGUGAGUAUAACAGUUACAUGUAUGGCAUUGGAUGUAAUGAAAAGGCCAUGUCUAUCUUGCUCAUUUUCUCUAUGACUGUUCACUGCUUUAUGCAAAGUUUAGUUCGUAAAAUAGUAAAAUAGGGAUAUAAAGUGAUGUAAAACAUUAAAACCUGGUAGAGAUAGUGCAAUUCUUUCACAAACUGGAAAUACAAUAGGUCUUAGAGAAAGAAUAGAGAAAAUUAAGUUCCCUCGUCAUGCAUAUUUAUGUGUUUUAAACUUCAGGCUGAAAGCGUUUUGUGGUUUAACAAUGUAGAGAAAUACUACACAAUUCAAGAAAUUGAUUUAUCGAUUCAAGAUCAAACAUCUAUCACUAUUUAUUUACAUUACCUGUAAAUAUAAUUAUUCAAAAACAUUCUGCACAUGUACAUAUUUUGCAGGAAAUAUUUGAUUGUUCGUUAGGAUAGCAUUGUUUUGAGAUUUUGUUAUUUGGACAAUUGGAGGUGAGUCUCUCUAUAGUGAGGACCAUGUCUGGAUUGUGUUUUGGGUAACCUCAAGUUAUCUUGCUUUAUGAAGAGAGAAGAUCAUUCGAUUGUGCUUUUAUUGAUAUACCAAAAAGAGAAAAGUUUGAUUUUGUUAAUGACACUUCAAGUAGUUUUGAUUAUUUUGCACGGUGGGAGAAAUCUUUAAGAAUUUUAGUGAAACUUGUGAAAUUAUCAUCAAACAUGAUUUUUUUUAUAUCUAUUGGGACCAAUGCUGUGUUAGGCACCUUAAUAGAGAUCAUGUCUAUGGCUUUGUUGCUCGUGGGAUUUAACAGUGCUUUUCCCCGUCUUAAAAAGACUUACGAUUGAUCCAAUCAAUCUCAAGUAUAUGCAAAUCCAUCAACAUCAUUUUUUUCCCCAGGAAAUUUGCCCAAUGUCCUUUGUCAACAUGGAGAAGCACACUGAAUUUUCAAGAAAACUAUGAAUGUAUGAAUAGACAUCAUUUCUAGAAAAUGUUAUUAACAAAUAUGAAUUUUCGAUGUUGACUUUGCUGGCUUUCAAUAGUAAGGGUUGAUUGGAUCAAUCGCAAGUCUUUGUAAGACGGGGGCCCUGAUCUUCCCGUUGGUGAAGAUAUAUAAAGAUUAGAAAUGGAAAGAUGUUCAGCGGGAUUCCCCAGUUGUUUACGUGACUCAGACUUUUGUUAAGGUGUCUUUUAUUUCAUAUUAUUUUGGCACACAUUCUGAUUAAAGGACGCACACUGAAACUUCCCAAGACGGAUGCGCUCUUUUUGGACAUUGUGUUUAAUCAUAUUUUCCAUUUUCUCUUCUUAAUUCUUUUUAGUAAAUUUGCAUCAGAGGGGUUUAUUGUAAAUUCAAUUCAAUCAAUAUAAUGUUAUUUUAUAUAUUGCUGUAAUUGAAGGAUAUCAUGGAAAAGAUGGCUGUUUUUCACUUUGUUUUUAUGAAGAGUCUUGAAUUGGUUGAGAGACCCAGAGAAUAAAGCUCAACCGUGACACAACCAGUCUCCAUCCAAUAUUUUGGGAAAAAUUGCAAUAUUUCAAAUAUGAAUGUUCAAACAAGGAAAAUAUAAAUGUUACUUGAUGCUUCUCAAUAUACGCACUUAAUUAUGUGUGCUCAAUGCAGAAAAAUCUGCCUACACAUUGGUUUGAAACAUGGACCUAUUACAAUAGGUCCAUGGUUUGAAACCACAGAUUUAAAACCACGUUCGUCCAUUCAGGCUGUUAUUUUCUAUGUAAGAAUCUUCAUGUGAAAUAAUAUGAUACAGUUUUAAAAAUCGUUUUUGACUGGUCAUGUAAUAAUAAUUGGCCAUUUGGCCAUUAUACUCAUUAGAAAAAAAAAAUAAUUGCUACCUUUUCCUUUUAAAGUUGUGUCAUGACAAGGUCUAUCUCUUCUCCAACCAUGCACUUUUUAGUCACCCACAGUUUUAGAAUUAAUGAUCUAUACUAUAAGUAUUCCUGGAGUAUUUUGUUUUUUUGGGAAAAAACAUGGAUAUCCAGUAGCCUUCAGUCUAAUGUUCAAUAUUAUUUUUCUCUACAUUUUGUACUUUGUGUGUUUCAUUCCCUUUUACCAACCCAAAGGUUUUGUGCAUUCCAUAAUAUCCUUGUGUGUUUUCAAUAUAUAUUUCAUUUUGGGGUUUUCAGGUUAUGCUUUUUAAUAUCAUAUUUCUGAAUGUUGCUUGUUUGUAUAAGAGGUCAAAGCUGCAUAGAAAAGGCUCCUUUUCUGUUGAAGUUAUUGUGUUGAAGAACCUAAUGUACAUUUAUUGGUCAGAGUACUGCUUUAGACAUGUCUCUGUCAUCAUCCAACAAGACCCUCCUAUUUAUUGUAUGUGUUUUGUAUGCAACUUCUGCAUUCAUAAUUUUACAAAGAACUCAAAAUAAUAUUCCUUAUUUUUACUGAAAGGAAAAACCUGUUAUGCAUGUUCUUUUUUUCUAUGAAUAAUUUUGAUUACAGGCUCGCUUUACUUUACUUUUUAUCGGACUGCGGGACAGGCGUGAUUCCGUUUAUUCAUAAAUCGUUUUUUGGUUUAAAGCACUUGUCUGGGUACACUGCAAGUAAAUUUGCUUGAAGUAAGGAAGGAAUCUCCCCUUCAAAACAAACAACAGCAUCUUCAAAGAAUACAUUCUUUGAGGGGAUUAAUUUUAACUCGGGGAAAUUAAGAGCAUAGUUUCGAAAAAUUACAAGUUAUGUUUAAUUCUUGUCAUUUAUUAUGUAACCAUGACAAGGUAGAAUCAUAUCACAAUUUUCUUAUUUUACCCACUCUCUAGAUUUAACGUUCUAUUGGAUAUUUUAUGCUUCAUGUGCAUAUUUAAAACUUAUUUCAGGGUUUAUUUUACAUCAUUAUCGUAGAAAAAGUGUCCCUGAAUAUUUCAAGUAUUACUCAUAAUAACUUAAUAUUACUUUUGUUAUUUCAGGGAAGAAUAAAAGAAAAUUCAUUGUUUUUCUUGUGUUCUUAAAACUAGUUCUUACAUACUUUAGAGCAAAAACAGAAAAUGGCAUCUCUAAAUUCAAUAAAAGUAGGGGACUUUUAAAGUUUAAGGCGAUAUAAAAUGUGUAGUUAGAAGGCUGAAAAAAGGUUUGUCUUUUAUAUAUUUAUCUUUUAAACUUGAAUAUUCAGUUUAUAGCAAAAUGUUUUGCAUACUACUUGAGCUUUGUAUUUUUAAAUCCCAUCAUUAAUUAGCUUCAAAUUGGCAAACUGUACUACAUACUAAAUACUCACUUUGAACAAUUCUGGCACCUGAAAGGUGCAAUUCACUUUUGAAUUAUGCAAAUAUUAAAUUUUACUUACACUUGUAUUUUUUAAACAGGACGAUUCUCUAAAAUGCUUUUCAAUUUAGUGAAAAUCACCUUUAUGCAAAUGUACACUUCUUAAAGGUUUAUCCUAUUUUAUCUUGUAUUAUGAAAAAAAUAUAUAUCAUGAGUAUUAUGGAACAAUUUUAUCUUAAACCACUUGUAUAUCGUCAUUAAACAAUUGAAUUACAUGUAUUUAUAUUUUUUGAUAAUUUUUCAGUACUACAUGUAUUUGUAUCUGUAUUAUCAAAUUAAAAUAGCAUCUUGGUGCAAAUUAACAUAGAUAUUUAUUGGGGGUAAAAAUUAAUGCACGUACAAGAUUCAAAGAAAAGUAAAAUUAUUGCACAGUAUUGGAGUAAUUUAUGUUUUGUGUUGAAAAUAUAAAUGUAUAAGUAAAGUUAGAGUUGAUUCAUUUUCUCUAAUACGUGUGCUUUCCUUUAUUUUCUAUUGGAAGUCUGAGUUUAAUAAUAAAAGGGAAUCCAACCUUGGCCAUAAAAUGAUGUGUGAGAGAGGGAAAAAAUAAGUUAAACAAAAUGGUGAAAGUUUUAAAGAAAUCAGAUAAGCGAUAAAAAAGUUAUGGCUGUUUUGAAAUUGAGAUCCCUAAGGCUUUGUCAAUUUCAAAUUGGCAACAGGGUAUGUAAAUCAUUAGAAGUGGUUGGGACAGCUUUUGGAUAGGCCAUGUACUUAAAUUAGGGAUAUGUAGUUCUUGCAUAAGCACCUCUUGAAAGAAAAAAAAUAAUGAUAAUUUGAAGUUAAACUUUUGCCUUACAUCAGAAUGACAUCACCAAUUUUUACAACUUUUUAAAUUCUUAACUUUUUUUUUGUCUGAUAUUGUUCAAACUUUCUACUUGACUGUCUUCUUUCCCUCUAAUAGGACCUUUUUUAUUUGGGUUGGAUUCCCCAUUAAAGAUUAGAUCUUUCAUUAAAUGAAAGUCAAUUAUGAUUAACCCUUGAUGAUAAAUAUGUUAAUUAACAUUAAUUAUUUAAUAUUAUGAAGUGCUUUUGCACCUAGAUUUUUCAAAAAGUAUUUUAUAGGUAUCCUGCUAUUAGAAGCGUGAGUCACCAUUUACAUACAUUCAGUAAUUCAGUGAUAGUGUGAACAAUUUGUGUGAAAACGUAACAAAUCUAGGUCCAAAUUAAAACAGCUUGAAUAAAAAGGAACUUUGUGGUUUCUCCUAUAAAGCUAAACCUUAGUACUCCUUUGUCAUCACAAUUAAAUAGUUUGUUUAAUAGAACCAGAUUCAAUGCCAAGGAAAGAAUACUUAACAAUUUGAAAUACAAAUUGGAUUAAUAUGUGUAAAUGUAAUACAUCCACUUGUAGUAUUAAUAUCUGAUGUGUUUACAUGAAAAUAAUAAUAAUGAAGUCGAUGCUCAUUUCUCUUCAGACCUAUGCCUCUUUAUCUUGCAACAAUAUCCAGGGGAGUGGGGGGGGGGGGGGGGUAUCACUUUGCAUUCAGUACAGAAUGCUUGAUAUUUUGUCAUUGUGUAUAUUCAAUUCAAUUCAAUUCAAUUCAUUUAUUUGACAUCCUUUAAAAACAUAUGUACAAGUAUACAACAACAAAGGAGUACAAUAAUUUAAAUCACAGUAUAAGCGAUAAAAAAUUGUCAAAAUAUAAAAGAAAUGAAAAUAAAAUGUAGCGGAUGUAGGAAGUCUGAUUCUGAUUCAUUAUCUUAAAGGGAUAUUGAUUAGAUGAUGGGAUUAAUAUUGGAUUAGCAAAAACUGAUUAUAUAGUUAAUCUAGGAAGAACAGUACUUUAAAAUGAUAGUAUUACAAUAUUUAUCCCUUUAUAAGAGUAUUUUUAUGGUAGAUCCUUAAUCAUUGUACACUACCAUAUAUGAGUAUGAAUCAGUUGGUUGUUUGCUCUGUGUUAAAAUAUGUAAAAACACCCUGCAAUUCCAAGACAAGUUUUUCACAUUUGAAGUUUGAUGUUUUAUUCCCCCUCCCCAACUCGAACAUAUAAUUUUUGUGAUAUUUUCCAUUUCCAAUUAUUUUUCUGAUGAUCAAACUGCUUUUUUGUUAAAAGGAAUCCAAGAUAAGCUGUGUUUUCAUCUUUGUUUUAUUGCUGUGAUUACAAGUACCUCUUCCAUAUUUAUGCACACUUAAAAAAAAAGAAAAAGGUUGGCUGAGCAAAAUGCAUCUUUUUUUCUUGAUUUAUAUAUAUUCUUUCACUCAUUAUGCAUACAAUGUAAGAAAUAACAUUUAAUUCGCUUUUACAAAUGCAUUUUGCAUUAACUAUGACUAUUUUUUGGGAAUUAAGUGUAUUUUUUCUGUAUGGUAUGAUUGUCGUUAUCACAAUUUUAUUACAGGACUUGUAAUUCUGUAUAUUGUCCUUGUAAUUGUAUGGAGGGAUUCCUGCUAUAUUAAUGUAUAUAUAAAUGUGAGUAGGCACUUUUACAGCACUGAACGUUUUUAGAAUUCUUAUACAAAAAACUUAUACAAAUGAUGUAAAUAUACAAGUCCAGAAUCACGUCUUAUUGUGUGUGCGUCUACAUUAUCCAGAUGAGUUUAUGGUUGAUAUAAUUAGAAGGUCUAAUAAAGAGGUACACAUUCAAUAUCAAAA
Messenger RNA from Lytechinus pictus (painted urchin), 8427 nucleotides. RefSeq names its product calcium/calmodulin-dependent protein kinase type IV-like. The record is from RefSeq and is a predicted model, not a curated record. Gene Ontology annotation, molecular function: calmodulin binding; calcium/calmodulin-dependent protein kinase activity; ATP binding. The coding region runs from base 314 to 1456 and encodes 380 amino acids. The transcript has 8 exons. NCBI's taxonomy places the organism in Eukaryota, Metazoa, Echinodermata, Echinoidea, Temnopleuroida, Toxopneustidae. Gene Ontology annotation, biological process: protein phosphorylation.